Seriola dumerili (greater amberjack) is the source of this 1934-nucleotide messenger RNA. It is a transcript of the gene cyp20a1, whose product is annotated as cytochrome P450 20A1. NCBI's taxonomy places the organism in Eukaryota, Metazoa, Chordata, Actinopteri, Carangiformes, Carangidae. Gene Ontology annotation, molecular function: heme binding; oxidoreductase activity, acting on paired donors, with incorporation or reduction of molecular oxygen; monooxygenase activity. Gene Ontology annotation, cellular component: membrane. The record is from RefSeq and is a predicted model, not a curated record. Bases 110 to 1498 code for a protein of 462 amino acids. The transcript has 13 exons.
UCGCUGCUGUCUCUGUUGACGUGGUGACUGUGAAAGAGUUUGCGUGGAAAUCUCCAGAUAUAUUAAUGAGUUAAAGUUAGUAAAGCAGUGCAGUUAAAAGCGAGCAGUCAUGCUGGACUUUGCCAUCUUUGCUGUCACGUUUGUCAUCAUUUUAGUCGGCGCCGUUCUCUACUUGUACCCGUCAUCCAGAAGGGCCUCUGGCAUCCCAGGUCUCAACCCUACAGAUGAGAAGGAUGGGAACCUGCAGGACAUUGUGAACAGAGGCAGUCUGCACGAGUUCCUCGUCAGUCUGCAUCAGGAGUUUGGGUCUGUGGCUUCGUUCUGGUUCGGCGGUCGGCCGGUGGUCAGCCUGGGCUCUGUGGACCAGCUACAGCAACACAUCAACCCCAACCGCACCACUGACUCCUUUGAGACGAUGCUGAAGUCAUUGCUAGGUUACCAGUCUGGGAUGGGAGGCGGGGCCAAUGAGACCAUGAUACGGAAGAAAGUGUAUGAGAGUGCCAUCAACAACACGCUGAAGAACAACUUCCCUCUUGUGCUCAAGGUGGUGGAAGAGCUGGUUGGAAAAUGGAAGUCAUUCCCGGAUGCUCAGCACACCCCUCUGUGUGCCCACCUGUUGGGUCUGGCUAUGAAGACCGUCACCCAGCUGGCUCUGGGUGAGCGCUUCAAAGACGACACGGAGGUCAUUUCCUUCCGCAAGAACCACGAUGCGAUCUGGUCAGAAAUUGGGAAAGGCUACUUGGACGGCUCGCUGGAGAAGAGCUCCAGCAGAAAGGGACAUUAUGAGAAGGCUCUGUCGGAGAUGGAGUCUGUGCUGCUGUCGGUGGCGAAGGAGAGAAAAGCUCAGAGGAAGCAGACAGUGUUUGUCGACACUUUGUUUCAGUCCAGCCUCACAGAGCGACAGAUUAUGGAGGACUGCAUGGUUUUCACUUUGGCCGGAUGCGUCAUCACUGCCAACUUGUGUAUCUGGGCACUCCACUUCCUGUCCACCUCAGAGGAAGUCCAGGACAAGUUGUACCAGGAGCUGGAGGACAUUUUGGGUUCAGAUCCAGUUUCCCUGGACAAGAUCCCCAAGCUCAAAUACUGCCAGCAGGUCCUCAAUGAGACGGUGAGGACUGCCAAGCUGACCCCUGUCGCGGCUCGGCUUCAGGAAGUGGAGGGCAAAGUCGAUCAACACGUCAUCCCCAAAGAGACCUUGGUGAUCUACGCUUUGGGAGUGGUCCUGCAAGACUCUGACACCUGGAGCACCCCGUACAGGUUUGACCCAGAUCGAUUUGAGGAGGAAUCAGCCAGGAAGAGUUUCUGUCUCCUCGGCUUCUCGGGGAAUCAAACGUGCCCAGAGCUCAGGUUCGCCUACACUGUAGCUACUGUCCUGCUCAGCACGUUGGUGCGGCAGCUGAAGCUCCACAAGUUAAAAGGACAAGUCAUGGAGGUCAGAUCUGAGCUGGUGUCCACGCCUAAGGAUGAGACCUGGAUCACUGUCAGCAGAAGAAGCUAGGACGAGUCUUUAAAAACCACUGAAGAGUCUGACCGAUAGACAUCUGUCGAAUGUUGAGAAUCCAGUCUGUUAGAGAAACAUCAUUUUUUGGAUUUUUGUAAAGUACAGUCAAUUUGUUUGUUACACCAGCACUAUAUCCCUCACAUUGUCUUCCUGGUGCUAUUUCAGCUGAAGCCUACAGCACAUUAUUACCUUGUGUGUCCACAGGUUUCUAUUUGCACUUGUUGAAAGACUCCAUCUAUUAAGGCAAACUCAGAACCUUAAUUCUCUACGACGUAGAGAAAAACAACUUGUGCCACCAGAAGUUUUUGUAUAAUUCCUACAACGGCUGCCUUGAGUCAGUAUUUCUAAAGACAUGGGGCUGCUUUGUCUUUUAAAACAGGCCACAUGGCGUUUGGACAUUUCAUUCCUUUUUGUAAAGACGUCUUGCAUAUAA